AAUAAAGCAAUUUCACAUGUCACAGUUUACGACCAACUCAUAACAGGUUCAAAAUGCUUUUGACAAGCUUUACAUUAAACCUAUACGUUAUCAGUUCUUCGACGGGUAUAUCAGAGAAUUCAUAUCUUCCAGCAGAGCCAGACAAAUUAGCUGACCCCUAAAUUAGACUGGUCUUCACGAGACGACACUCGAUGUUAAAAUAAACUAAUCACAAAAGCACAACACGCUUAUAAUCGAAAGGAACAGUACAUGGAAAAGCACAAGUGAGACAGGCAAUGCCACUGUACACGGAUGAAACAGAAAACUAUCGAAUGUUUUAGAUCUUGUUUACAUUUACUCGAAGCAGCUUUAAACAUUUCAUGCGCAUAAAACUUUCUCAAAAAUAUUUGGCAUUAAGCUCCCUCCGUCAAUUCCUAAUCAACGUAAUCUUGUUAAUAACGCAGGGGUAUCAGUGAAUGAGUUAACUGGAUAUCUGUCAGCUGCCAGCACAAUAACUUUAUGCUUAUCGAGAAUUUUAUGCAUUCCAACCACUUGUUUGCUAUAAUCUUUCUGGCGACUGUAUGUUUAAUCACAGGAAAUUGUCUAGUUGAUGCUUUUGUAAAAUGGUUGGCAAACCCCUUUGUGUUCACGUAAUUUUUUUCGGUUUUAUUCAGCUGCUUUGUAAAGUAAAACUAAGACGAUUCGUCAGAGUUUUUGAAGAUCAAAGAAGACUCACGCCACGACAAACGGACAAGCUCUCACUGAAUAGAGGAAGCAAUGGAGAGAAUCUAUUUCUUGGCUUUAACGCUCAGCUUUGUCACGGCAAAAGCAGUCGCAAGCCGGCGUCCACCCGAGAUCACGAAUUUCAUACAAAAGGAUUUAGUCAACCCAGAUGAUGUUGAAUCUAAAGGGUUUAAACUGCCUUGUGGAGCCGCAGGGACAAAUCUUUCAUGGACGUGGAAACAUAAUGAUACAGAGCUCACAUCGUUCAGGGGAUCACCGCAUUAUUCUCUCAAUAAAGAUGGCACUUUGAUUGGCAAAUAUUUAUCUUCCCAACACAGCGGGACUUAUCAGUGUAUUGUUAAGGAUAAGGACACUAAAAUUGAAGUAUUCAGUAGAAAAGCGAGAGUCGCUAUAACAGCUCAUGGUGAAUUCAUCGAUAGCAGCAGCAAGAGUGUAGCGGUUGACCUUGGAAAGCCUUUCCGAUUUCAGUGUCCCAAACACACAGCGGGCUUUGGCACUUCAUACGCUUGGGUAAAACCAUCAAAUAUCCACUUGUCGAGGAGCGAACGACGAGGAUUAUCUCCAGACGGGACUUUGUUAAUCGCUUACCUCACCCAGGAGGAUAUCGACGAGGUUAACUACGGUGGCAUAAAGUGUCAAAUAAGCGCUGGGAGUAGCUACGAAGAUUCUGGAAAAUUACGUCUUGUGAAGAAGAACCCUCAACAGAAAGGUAGAGAAUAGGCGCGUACUUGCGGAC
This is a messenger RNA of Pocillopora damicornis (cauliflower coral), 1459 nucleotides long. Its product is annotated as fibronectin type III domain-containing protein. Gene Ontology annotation, cellular component: axon; plasma membrane. Lineage: Eukaryota; Metazoa; Cnidaria; Anthozoa; Scleractinia; Pocilloporidae. Gene Ontology annotation, biological process: dendrite self-avoidance; homophilic cell-cell adhesion; axon guidance. Gene Ontology annotation, molecular function: cell-cell adhesion mediator activity. The record is from RefSeq and is a predicted model, not a curated record.